AUGAACAAGAAAAAACCUCAGGAGACGCAGGGACAGAGAAGUGCCUCAGCCAUGCAGGUAUUGCCCCCAGCGGAUGCUCAACAGUUCUCUGCCAACUGGAAAACACUACAAGAGAUGUUGAAGAAGCAGCCAGAGAAACCUAACGGUGCUGUGACCAAGGAGAAGUCGACCGUCAAACCGUCUACUAAUAACAUAAAAGAUACAAAAGAUCUGAAGGGAAAAGAUUUUGCAAAACCUACGAAAAAGAUUAAGACUGGUCCCGGUGAAGACAAAGUGAAUGGGGCCGAAGGACACAAGAACAAUGCAAAAUCUACUCCUGCAAAGAAAAGAAAAAUGGACAGCAAAAAUACACAAGGGAAACACCAAGAAGCAAAAAAACAGAAAGCGGAGGUCAGCGUGAACAAGAUGGAGGAGGACAUCUGGUUCGAUGACGUGGAUCCUGACGACAUGGAGGCCACGGUGGGAGCAGAAGCGGCAGAAAUCAUGAGGAAGAGGAUGGGGAUUCACCAGAGCCGGGACGUGGAGAGUGCACUGGUCAAAGAGAAGGCCUUUGAAGGACUGACCAAAGUCGUAGCUAUCGACUGUGAGAUGGUUGGAGUGGGUCUGGACGGAGAGGAGAGCAUCUUGGCUCGCGUGUCUCUCGUGAACCAGUUUGGGAAGUGCAUCUACGACAAAUACGUGAAGCCAACGGAGAAGGUGACGGACUACAGGACACACGUCAGCGGAAUCCGACCCAAGGACAUCAGAGACGGCGAACACAUCGACACCGUGCGGAAGGAGGUCGGGGAAAUCCUGCGGGGCCGAGUGGUGGUCGGACACGCCAUCCACAACGACCUGAAGAUCCUGCUCUUGGAUCACCCCAAGAAGAAGAUCCGGGACACGCAGAAGUAUGAGCCCUUUAAGAAAAUGGCAAAGAGCCGGCGUCCAGCGCUCCGAGUGCUCUGCAGAGAAGUUCUGAACGUGAAAGUGCAACAAGGCGAGCACUCUUCUGUCCAAGACGCACAGGCCACGAUGCGGCUUUACACGAUGGUGAAGAAGAAGUGGGAGGCACAGAUCAAGGAAGGAAAUAAGAACAAAGACUCAGACAAGAUGAAGAGAAGGAAACCUGUGACGGGCAAAAGCAACAGCGUGAGGACCGGCCCCCCGCCCUGA
Knipowitschia caucasica is the source of this 1152-nucleotide messenger RNA. Lineage: Eukaryota; Metazoa; Chordata; Actinopteri; Gobiiformes; Gobiidae. The record is from the annotation of a GenBank genome assembly.